AAAAAAUUCGCCAUCCCCAGUCUUGCCAAUCUACACAACUCAACGUUCGCUCAAGGAUUCAGCAAUAACGAACGUCAAGCGGCCGCCAGGGCUUUACUGAGACACGACGUUCACAUUGACGGGACACACUAUCAGGCUAGACUGCCUGGUGGCCUUCACCCGUCGUACUUUGCCUUUAGCAGCACUGCUAAACGAACCAGUGAAAAAUCCCUUACCCAAGAGGAGCUUCUGGAGGCAUCACUGCAAGACGUCUUCGACGCCCUGAGUAUGCAAGAUCGCCUUGAUGGCGGAAUUUCUGUCCUCAUUCGAUGCGCUGGGUCUGAAGCAGUCUCUUCACCCGAAAACCUCCCUGUCGACCUCUACAUUACGCCCCGCGAACUACAAGAAACUCCCGAGCGAAUUGGCGGAGACCUUGCC
Molecule: messenger RNA, 417 nt
Organism: Suillus fuscotomentosus
Lineage: Eukaryota; Fungi; Basidiomycota; Agaricomycetes; Boletales; Suillaceae
Exons: 2
Source: RefSeq, a predicted model, not a curated record